AUGGCCGCCUCGGAUAACGACCAGUAUGGCUUCCAUGACGAUGCCGGAGACGAUCAGUCGGUCCUGUCAACGCGUGGCAUCGAGGCCUUCGGGCGCAAGGUCACCACGACAGCAAGCCAAUUGAUGGCACCUCUCUCCGACCAAGGGAACACCAAUCAUCACCACCAUUAUCAUGGCGCCCUGGCCGAAGUCCACAAGCAGCUGCGCCGGCCGACUAUCCAGCGUAGCAUGUUCUCCAUGACUAAGACAACGCCUACAGACAUGGUCCGCUCCAAGCUGUCCACGACCGAGAUCCAGCAUCGCGCUCUGACCUACUUGCCCGACGAGUUGCUGGCCAACAUCCCCGAGGGCGACAACUCUUACUCCCUAUUCCAAGGCUUCAAGGCGAGCUUUCCCGACCUGACCGAAGAGGGCAGAAAGCAUCGACGACGUAUAACGAGAGGUAGGAAGAUGCUGGAGGACGCAGAGCACGUUCCCGGCACACCGCAGGAGCUGCAGAACCUCAAGAAGGAUAAGGCCUCGAUGAUGCACGAGCUGGAGAUGCUGGGCGUUCGCAAAAACAUGGCAAGCAGCGAGAUUCGCGAUAUUGACAACAAGAUUGCCAACCUGCAUGGCAUGCGACGCAUCAUCCUCGACAGGCUCGCAAACCUGGAGCAGGACGAGACACUACUGGAACAUGACCUUAUGGACGUCGAAGCCAGACUGGAAGAGGCCCAGGAUCUCGUCGACGAAGCCGAAUCUGUCGCGAUGAACACACCCACCAAAACCGAGGAAGACCUGGCCGGCGACCAGGACGAAACCGGGUUCAUGUCACAAUCCGUCUACGAGAAGCUGCCAACGGCAGCUGGCACACCUGCCGGUACGCCAGCGUCUAAGGCUAAGAAGAGGGUGGUCCGCCGGAAAUCAAUGCCGAUAUUGCACGAGCAUUUUGAGGCCGGCACCGCCAUCAGGGAAAUCCGCGCACACCAGGACACGAUUACGGCUCUCGAUUUCGACGCACCUUUCGGAACAAUGGUUACGUCGGCCAUGGAUGACUCGAUCAAAGUAUGGGAUCUCAAUGCUGGGCGAUGUAUCGGCUCAUUGGACGGACACACGGCUUCGGUUCGCGCACUGCAAGUGGAUGACAACUUCCUCGCCACCGGAGGCAUGGAUGCUACGAUCCGACUUUGGGACUUGAGCAAGGCGCAUUAUGACCCGCACGGCAGUCAGUACGGAAGGGACGAGGACGAGGACGGUAUUGCAUUCGAAAACCCCGAUGACGGCCCCGUUGAGCCUCCCGAAGGAAGCAUGAGAGACUGCCACCUUUACACCUUGCAAUCUCACGUCGACGAAAUCACGGCCCUCCACUUCAGAAACGACACACUCGUUUCUGGCUCGGCAGACAAGACCCUGCGACAGUGGGAUCUCGAGAAGGGCCGCUGCGUCCAGACUCUGGAUGUCAUGUGGGCGGCGGCACAGGCUUCUGCAUCUCUCGGCAGCGAGAGCUCCUGGAGGCAGACAAACCGAGCGCCCGCACAACAAGCUGACUUCAUCGGAGCUCUCCAAGUAUUUGAGACUGCUCUUGCAUGCGGUACUGCCGAUGGAAUGGUUCGCUUGUGGGAUUUGCGAAGCGGACAGGUCCAUCGGAGCUUAGUCGGACAUACGGGGCCCGUGACGUGUUUGCAAUUCGACGACGUCCAUCUCGUUACUGGCAGUAUGGACAGAAGUAUUAGAAUUUGGGAUCUCCGUACAGGAUCCAUUUAUGAUGCUUACGCGUAUGACAAUGCCGUUACAAGCAUGAUGUUUGACGAGCGCAGGAUCGUCAGCGCCGCCGGCGAGGACGUCGUGAAAGUGUAUGAUAAGGUGGAAGGUCGCCAAUGGGACUGUGGCGCGGGUAUCUCUGAGGCCGAGGAGGGCAAGACGCCCGCCAUCGUAGAGCGGGUACGUGUAAAGGACGGAUACCUGGUCGAGGGGCGACAGGACGGCAUUGUAGGAGUAUGGACAUGUUAG
Colletotrichum graminicola M1.001 is the source of this 1989-nucleotide messenger RNA. Its product is annotated as WD domain-containing protein. The record is from RefSeq and is a predicted model, not a curated record. Gene Ontology annotation, molecular function: protein binding. The coding region runs from base 1 to 1989 and encodes 662 amino acids. The transcript has 4 exons. Lineage: Eukaryota; Fungi; Ascomycota; Sordariomycetes; Glomerellales; Glomerellaceae.